UUAUCAUCAUUUUUAUUUAAUAACAAUAUUCAAUUGUGUUUGAAAAAUAUUAAAUUUUAAACUUAAUCCUUUACAAACGGUGCAGUUGCUGAAAAAAAUCAAGCAUCCUUGGAAGUUUUUAAACUAAUCAAAAGUCCUUGAAAUCGCUUUUUUUUUAUUCAACCCCAAAAUCUAAGCUUGACAUGCUUAAACCCAAAACUUUGACUUUUAUCUUUUUCUUUUUUCAACUGGCAGCCAAGUGAGGAUGCUGAUUUUUUUAGCCACUGCGACGUUUAUAAAGGAUUAUGUUACGAAAAGGAACAUUAAAAAAAGUUUAAUACUUAGUUUUUUUUAAAAAUAAAUUAAUGGCUUCACCUCGGAAUUUCAUAGCAAAAAUUAAAAGUUGAAAAAUUCAUAACUCGAAAACUACGAAAAAUCGGCAAACGUACAUUCUGAUAGCAUACGUGAGCAAACUAAACAAAAUUUUUGGACGUCAAGGUUUGGACCAUCCUGUAUAAGACAUUAUUUUAAUGAAUUUAAUGGAUAAAACACUUGUUACUAAAUAGGCUCACUGCGUAUGCCCAACAGGAAACCGGUGUGAACGCUGCUGGGGACAUGUUCUCUUAACUGAUUUUUAUAGUUCAGUAGCUACAUAAAUAAUUCGUAUAGAUCAAGAACCCUUUAUAUACGACUUUUUCGUCUCGGUAAUUCACAAUGUCUUCAUCAAACAACGAAUGUGCACAACUUUACUUACGUAUUAAAAAUAAUUAAAAUAAAUAAUCAUGAUACAUAGUCACGUUAUUUUGUUCAGUGUAUUAUUUUUGUCAACAUGUCAGAUAAAACUAAGCAAAUCCAGUCUUAUUACCCAAGAAGUUGAGUUACCACCCGGACAGGAAUGUGUCAUGACUCCAGUGGUGCAUGUAUUAAAACAUCCAGGAUGCCAGCCACAGCUGAUUCCGUCGUAUGCUUGCGUUGGAAAAUGCACCAGCUAUUUACAGGUAUCAGGAAGCAAAAUUUGGCAAAUGGAACGUUCAUGUAAUUGUUGCCAGGAAUCUGGUGAACGAGAAGCUACGGUUGAUUUGUAUUGUCCAGAAGCAAAAAAGGAAGAGAAUAGAUACAGGAAGGUAGUUACAAAAGCGCCACUUGAAUGCAUGUGCCGUCCUUGUGGUAUUAUUGAUUCAAAUGCUAUUAUUCCACAAGAAACAGUUGGAUACGCUGAAGAAGGACCGCUGCAUAAUCAUUUCAGGAAAAGCUUCUAGACGAAAAUUGUAUGAAUCUAACUUUGUAUACUUGUAGACUUGUGCAGUUCUUAAUUGUUAUAUUAUUCAGAGACUAUUAAAAGCCUUGACCAAC
Molecule: messenger RNA, 1332 nt
Organism: Cydia pomonella (codling moth)
Lineage: Eukaryota; Metazoa; Arthropoda; Insecta; Lepidoptera; Tortricidae
Gene: Burs
Product: bursicon
Exons: 4
Coding region: 762-1238 (158 amino acids)
Biological process (GO): animal organ morphogenesis
Molecular function (GO): BMP binding; receptor ligand activity
Source: RefSeq, a predicted model, not a curated record